This is a messenger RNA of Syzygium oleosum, 2270 nucleotides long. Its product is annotated as LEAF RUST 10 DISEASE-RESISTANCE LOCUS RECEPTOR-LIKE PROTEIN KINASE-like 2.1. Gene Ontology annotation, molecular function: polysaccharide binding; protein kinase activity; ATP binding. The record is from RefSeq and is a predicted model, not a curated record. The coding region runs from base 31 to 2067 and encodes 678 amino acids. Lineage: Eukaryota; Viridiplantae; Streptophyta; Magnoliopsida; Myrtales; Myrtaceae. The transcript is spliced from 3 exons. Gene Ontology annotation, biological process: protein phosphorylation.
ACUUCUAUUCUUUCAUCAAGAAGUGGAGAGAUGAUUAAUUCUCUCAUAUCCAUGGUUUUGUACCAUGUAUUUCUGCUUACAUCGCAGGUUCUACUGCUAGGGACGAGUUGUGAUGCGAAGAACGAUCACUUAUGCGUUGCUUCAUCUUGCGGCGAGGUCCGUAACAUAAGCUUUCCCUUUCGAUUGAAGGACGAUCCAAAAAGCUGCGGCAAUUCUAAGUAUGAGCUAGCUUGUGAAAAUAAUCGCACUGUCAUAUAUCUAUAUGCCGGCCGAUAUUAUGUAAAGUCGAUUAGUUAUAAUCUCGAUCAUGAUGGUUACGUCUUUGGUGCCAUCAAGGUGGUUGAUGAUGGACUGCAAAAGGGUAAUUGCUCGUCCCUCCCUCAUUACUCAAUAGCGAACUCCAACUUUAGUCUGUCCUCCAAUCAAUACCAUCUUCCUUAUGCAUCCUUACCGAUGAUCUUCAUGAAGUGCUCACAACCCGUUACUUCAGCUUUGUAUAUCAAUACCAAACCAUGUAUUGAUGGAGCAUACUCUGCCGACACGCCCCCUAGUAUUUCCCAAAUGAAGGAGUACUCGUAUGCUGUACAGAGUGGCUCUGAUCUAAAGGUAGGUGAUAUCAAGGAUUCUUGCACCAUAACCAUGAUAGCGUUGGCAUCGGAUAUCUCAGGAUGGAAAGGAGAUCAAUAUAAUGGGAGCUCACGAUACAAGGACGUCCACAACAUGAUGUCCCAGGGAUUCGAUCUCACCUACUAUACAGAUCCAUCUUCAUUCUUGGAUUAUUCGUUUUGCCUCGUGGGUUUCAGCUUUGGAGGGAUGUUCUGCCAACUCCUCAAACCUGUACGGGUCACCACCGUAACUGUUGCUGUACAAACAAUUGUAAAUAUCCCCUUUGUCUUUGUUCAGUUCAUCGCGGCAAAAUUUGUACUCGGAGCUCCAUGUGUGUUGAUAUUUCUAAUCUACAAGUGGAAGAGAAGACACCGUGCAAUGGAUGCAAACAUCGAAGAAUUUCUUCAAGCUCAUAAGAACUUUUGGCCUAUAAGGUACUCUUACUCAGACAUCAAGAAAAUCACAAAAAAUUUCAAACACAAACUAGGGGAAGGAGGAUAUGGUUCCGUGUACAGAGGAACACUUAGAAGUGGCAAUGAAAUUGCAAUUAAGAUUUUGAACAAACCAAAAUCUAAUGGUCAAGACUUUAUAAGCGAAGUGGCUACUAUUGGAAGGAUCCACCACGUCAAUGUUGUGCAACUUGUUGGCUAUUGUUUCGAUGACUCCAAACAAGCUCUCAUGUACGAUUUCAUGCCGAACGGAUCUUUGGAUAAGCACGUUUUUUCUAGAGAUGACAAUAGAUUUCUUGAUCAUAAGAAAUUAUACGAGAUCUCUCUUGGUGUGGCUAAAGGAAUAGAGUAUUUACAUCGGGGAUGUGACAUGCAAAUUCUACAUUUUGACAUCAAGCCUCAUAAUAUUCUUUUAGACCAAAAUUUCACUCCGAAAAUUUCUGACUUCGGGCUUGCAAGACUUUAUCCUGCGAACCACAGCAUAGUAUCGUUGACUGCUGCAAGAGGAACCUUGGGAUAUAUGGCUCCCGAGCUAUUCUACAAGGACAUCGGUGGCGUCUCUCAUAAAGCUGAUGUUUAUAGUUUUGGGAUGUUGCUGAUGGAAAUGGCCGGUAGGAGGAGAAAUGUAAAUGCAAAUAUUGAGCGUUCAAGCCAAAUUUAUUUCCCUUUGUGGAUUUAUGAUCAACUCAGCAAAGAAAAGGAGGUUGAAAUGGAAGAAGUAGAAGAGGAAAGAGAGAUAACUAGAAAGAUGGUAAUAGUUGCUCUUUGGUGUAUACAAUUAAUGCCCAAUGAUCGGCCAUCAAUAAGCAUGGUCCUAGACAUGCUUGAAGGAGAUAUUGAUAGACUGCGACUGCCCCCGAAACCGCUUUUGUAUCCGUCCGAGAAGCCAAUUGACGAUGUCGACAUUGAAAUAGAACUUGAAUCAUUCUCAACCUCAUCAAGUGCCCCACCAACUUCUUACGGGUACCAAUUUCGGAAUAACAAUGAAAUUACGGAAUCAUGCAUUGUUUAAUUUUCUUUUCUCCAUGUGGGAAUGAAAUGCAAAAUGGACAUAGUUGCAUCAGAAGCAUAAUUGACAUGUAAUUGGUGAACCUAGAUGAUUUCAGCGUUUGUUAAUUCCUGUGUUUUGUAGAAGAAUUGCCUCAUGGCUAUCUAUUUACACUUCUUGUUUCCUGAAUGCUCUUGAUAUGAUUGACCAAGCCCGUCUUGUAUGAA